Molecule: messenger RNA, 724 nt
Organism: Diorhabda carinulata
Lineage: Eukaryota; Metazoa; Arthropoda; Insecta; Coleoptera; Chrysomelidae
Product: glycine-rich selenoprotein-like
Exons: 4
Coding region: 196-531 (111 amino acids)
Biological process (GO): calcium ion transport; endoplasmic reticulum calcium ion homeostasis
Cellular component (GO): endoplasmic reticulum membrane; Golgi apparatus
Source: RefSeq, a predicted model, not a curated record
AGUCACAUAUUGAACCUUAAACUUUAUACAUCAAUGUCAAAAUUAUCUGUGGAUAAACUGUCAAACUAAAUAACCUGACGUGGUGUAUUGAAAAAUACCAUUUUUGGUUUAUUUCAUUAAAUAGUAUAUGGAAAUUGUGCCUAUAGAAGAUUGUUAUAUCAAAUAAAAUUCACAUUUAAGCAUUACAAAUUAAAAAUGACGUAUGUGACUGGUGGUCAAGUUCAGCAAAAUCCUCCCUUGUUUACACGAAUUUCAAAGAUAUUUGAUGGUGUCAUUAACUUCAUCAUUAAUUUUUUUGUUACACUGAUUCCAAUUGAUUACAACAGCCAAAGCAGUUCUAGUGGCUCUAGCUCUUACAGGGGAAGUGGUAGUUCCCUGGGUCGCGGUGGCGGUGGAGGAGGGGGUUGGGGUAGUGGAAGACCAUUUGGACCUGGGGGUGGUGGUGGCAAUGGUGGAGCCAGAUUCAGAACUAUGAGAGACAUAAACCCUCCAACAGUUGGUGGUUGUCCUGGAGGAUCUUGUGGUAUGUGAGGUGAAUAUUUGAUUCCAGUGAGGACAACAUACUUCACUAAAAAUUCCAUUAUAUUUAUUGUAUAUUUGAAAUAUCUAAUUCUAGUACUAUAUUUUAUUUAAUCUAUUCUAGUUUAAUAUAAGGAAUUUAAUAUAUGUUAUACUUAUUUCUUUUGGUGUUGAAAAAAUUAUAAUAAAUGUUUAAAUAAUUUAA